Molecule: messenger RNA, 1762 nt
Organism: Vigna angularis (adzuki bean)
Lineage: Eukaryota; Viridiplantae; Streptophyta; Magnoliopsida; Fabales; Fabaceae
Product: probable xyloglucan endotransglucosylase/hydrolase protein 26
Exons: 4
Coding region: 1-852 (283 amino acids)
Biological process (GO): xyloglucan metabolic process; cell wall biogenesis
Cellular component (GO): cell wall; apoplast
Molecular function (GO): xyloglucan:xyloglucosyl transferase activity; hydrolase activity, hydrolyzing O-glycosyl compounds
Source: RefSeq, a predicted model, not a curated record
AUGCUAGUAGCUUUGUUAACCUUAGCAUUCCUUCCCAACAUUAUCCAAGUGGAUGCCAACUUUUCCAAGAGCAUGCACCUCACUUGGGGAGUCCAACAUGCAUCAAUUCUGGGUGAAGACCUUCAUCUUGUGUUGGAUAAAACCUCAGGGUCAGCUGCUCAAUCGAAGAGAUCAUUCUUAUUUGGAAGCAUUGAAAUGCAAAUCAAGCUUGUACCUGGUAAUUCUGCCGGAACAGUCACAGCAUACUAUUUAUCUUCUGCAGGAAGCCAGCAUGAUGAGAUCGACUUUGAGUUCUUGGGCAACAGUACAGGACAACCAUACACUGUCCAUACUAACUUGUACACACAAGGAAAAGGAAGCAGAGAGCAACAGUUUUACCUCUGGUUUGACCCAACUGCUAAUUUUCACAAUUACACCAUUCACUGGAAUCCCACAGAAAUUGUCUGGUAUGUUGAUGAUGUGCCAAUUCGUGUUUUCCGCAACCAUGAACAAGAGGGUAUCACUUACCCAAACAAACAAGGAAUGAGGGUUUACACCAGCCUAUGGAAUGCAGACAACUGGGCAACCAGAGGCGGCCUAGUAAAGACGGACUGGAAUCACGCACCAUUCACGGCCAGAUUCCACCAUUUCAGAGCAAGGGCUUGCAAGUGGGGUGGAGCAAAGAGCAUCCAUCAAUGUGCCUAUAAUACCCCUGCAAAUUGGUGGACUUCCGCUAGAUACAAGAAGCUGACCCACACCCAGUUGGAACAGCUGAAUUGGAUCAGAAACAAUUACAUGAUCUAUGACUACUGCACAGACACCAAAAGAUUCAACGGACAGAUGCCUCCAGAAUGCUUUAAACCACAAUUCUAAACAUCUGAUUCGUAUUCCCUGCAGUCACUUUCCACCAUUCACACAGUCAGCGAUUCAAAACUAUUACACAAAGAUCGGAACAUUUUUUUUUCUUUGAAAAUCAAACUUAAAACAUGUACUUGAAGCUGAUCGUCCCAUCUUCAUCGAAUAGUCACAAAAAAAAAAUUGACAGUGUGAAGGUGUGGAAAUGUAGCUGCAACAAAAGUCACGCAUCUUGGCAGCUGAAUUGUUUUCAUCUCCUUUCUUCUUUCGUGUAACAUUUGUUUGUUAUUUGUCCCGAUCUUGGUGAUACCAUUCUUGUUCACCAUGUACUAAAUAAUCUUUUAUCCAUGAAUAAACAAAUUAUGUGAUAUGGGAAUUUGCAAAGUGAACCCUAGGCGAUGUAAUGAAAUUGGAGGCUCUUAAGUCGUAACAAAAAACAUAAUAACAGAUUAAAAAGUUUAAAAAAUGAUUUUACAAAGAUGGUGGAAAAGCCACUACUAAGAGUUGAUGCAGAAGCAGAGACCGAGGACAAUAAGAGCGGUACCGAAGAAAGCGCGGAGGAGGUGCGUGCGUUCCCCGAGAAAUAUGCCGAAGAUGGCGGUGGCGGCGAAGGUGGUGGCGUUGGUGACAGGGACGGCGAGGGAGAGCGGGGCGUCGGAGAGGAUGGCGAAGAAAGUGGCGGAGGCUGAGAGGUUGAUGAGGAAGGGAAUUGAGUAUUGCCAGAUGGAGAGAAGCUUGAACCAGUUCCCGAGGGAGAUGCGCAUUUUCUGGCCCAUGGAUGACUGCGGAUGUGGCUUUGCAGAGGAUUUCAGAGCCUCGUCCCAGAGAAGCGCACCGCGGCGCAUGAUAGCGUUGGUGGCGCCCCACACCAUACCCACUGCGAUCAUCUUCUCCAUCUUCGCUCCCUCACACUCGCACUCUCUCUCCC